UCGGGUUUUAUUAGUGUAAAAAUGUCUUUAUAUGAUGAAAUCGCAUUCUAUUUGAAUGUUGUGUGAAUGAUUUAAUUUUAUCUCAACUCCUUAUGAUUUGUUCCAAAGCUGUUGAUUCUUGAUGAUAAUUUUCCUGUAGCAACAUUGAUUUUUUCGACAACACUUCUCUUGAAUUUUUGAUGCGGUUGUUCACUGUUUUAUCCUUGCUUAGAAAACUGGCUGCCCCUCACGUGAAAUACCCAGGACCAAAAUCCAGUGGGGGGCAGUUAAUAGACCCCAGGUCGGGCUCCGGCUCCGCCCCUGUACAUUUGAGUCAGAAUUCAUCAAAUAUGAAAAUUUUGUGGUUGUGCUCUUUGUUAUAAUGUGUAGGCCCAUGCUAGAAAAGUGUUCAAUCAUGAUUGAGAGUGGAAAUUUAACCCUCAAAUCUCAUUAUGAGAUCCUCGAUGUGAAGGAAGAUGCUAGAUCUGACGAAAUUCGUACAUGCUACCGAACUGCCAUUCUGAGUUAUCAUCCAGAUAAAAUGCAAACGACAUCCCACACAUCAAAUCCUGCAAACGAGCUGGGCAGAAGGUUUUUAGAGGUGCAGAGGGCUUGGGAAAUCCUCGGAGAUUCAAAAUCUCGUGCACUUUAUGAUAACGAGCUACAAUCUUCGAGGCAAGAUUCUGCAACUGCUGAAGAUAUCAGAUUAGAGGAUCUGUCAAUCGAAGCGAUAUGGGAUAUUCGCUGUCGAAAAAUGGGAGUAAAACUGUUUUGCAAGCGCCUAGAUCUCCACCUGCAUCUGUUGUUCUUCCUUGUGGGUCAUGCUCGCUUAAAGUACGGUUAUUGA
Molecule: messenger RNA, 826 nt
Organism: Olea europaea var. sylvestris
Lineage: Eukaryota; Viridiplantae; Streptophyta; Magnoliopsida; Lamiales; Oleaceae
Product: DPH4 homolog
Exons: 3
Coding region: 362-826 (154 amino acids)
Source: RefSeq, a predicted model, not a curated record